AUGUAUAUUAUACUAGCUGGAGUGGUAGUGCUCUUUUUAUUCCUUCUUUUCAAGCUUUUUAAGGCCGGAUUCUUCGAAACAACUGACGUAAGCUUGUUUUUGAGAUGGAAAGAGUUUUUAAAAGUUAAAAGAUGGCCGUUGGCUAUUAAUAAUUUGUUUAUUAGUUAAAAUUGGUGAUUAAAAUGCCAUAUUAUACAGCUAAAAAUUACCUGGUUUAGUUUGGAUGUUUAGAAAAUGUAAAACUAUGUAAAUUAAUGCUAUAUGGCAGCAAAUUUUAGAUCGCAGUUGUCGAAACUCCAAUAUUUUUGGGCAAGACUGUGGAAGUCUUUUACAAAUACUAUGUGGGAAGCUACUCGAAUGUCAGCAAAUACAUCAACGAGGUCAGGUCGAUUCUGCCAAAGGAAUCGCGGGUUAUUGCUAUUUACUACGACGAUUCGAACAAGGUCGACGAUGAUUUGUGUCAGGCAGCUGUCGGAUGCAUUUACUCGGGUAAGGACGGGUUAAUAGUCUGUAUAAUGAAGGUUUGAGUUUGAAAAAAAAACUAAUUAUUUUUAUUGUGGGCUAGUUUAGUACUCUACUUGUGUCUGGAGGGAUUUUGUAUAAAAAAUAUUAUAAAUUUAUGCGUAUAUUUAUCAAAUGUUGGUAUAGCAACUUAAAGUACGGUUUCAUAUUUUAAAUUCUAUUAUAUUAUAGUUGACGGAAAAGAGGAAAUUGAGCCGAACUUCGUGAGCCAGCUGAGCAGAUGGGGCUACGAGCGAAUGAUUAUUCAUAAGUUCGGUCGCUCGAUUCAAAUGAAGCAACAAUACGAUGGUUUCUUUUCUAAUCUACGUCUAGUUCGUCGCUCGUACCCUCAGCUAGCUCAAUUCAUUCAAGAUCACAAGUUUGAGACUUCUUUGAACGUGGAAGUGUACCAAAACAAUGAAGUUGUUGUAUUGUCACCACUGGAUGACGUCAAAGAGCUUGUGGUGCCUGAGGUAAGGUUUAAGCUUCUAAGGGUAUUAGCUUUAAAUUUUUAAAUUUUUGGUCAAAAAGUAAACAGAACGGUUAUGAAUAGGGUCACACAUAUUGCAAAAUUGCUUUACUGAACUUUGAAGAAAACAUGUAGAAAAGCGAUGCUGAAAGUGAAUGUUUUGUAUUGUAACAUACUUUAGAGUACUAUAAUAAACUGUUUUAGUAUGUCGAAACCGACGAACUGAUCCAACGUCAACUUCAAGCCCAUGCCGAAAACUUCAACGACGAUUCGGAUUCUGACGAUGAUGACGAGGAAGACGACGAUGAAUCAGACGCCGGUACCGGAAACCAAGACGAAACAUCCUACGCCUAA
Messenger RNA from Bursaphelenchus okinawaensis, 1324 nucleotides. Lineage: Eukaryota; Metazoa; Nematoda; Chromadorea; Rhabditida; Aphelenchoididae. The record is from the annotation of a GenBank genome assembly.